This is a messenger RNA of Salvia hispanica, 737 nucleotides long. Its product is annotated as basic form of pathogenesis-related protein 1-like. The record is from RefSeq and is a predicted model, not a curated record. Gene Ontology annotation, cellular component: extracellular region. NCBI's taxonomy places the organism in Eukaryota, Viridiplantae, Streptophyta, Magnoliopsida, Lamiales, Lamiaceae.
CAUAUAUGGAAUGAUUUCCAUCUCUAUAAAUAGAGCAACACAAACACACUCACUACCAAAAAAAGCAGGACAGGAAAAUGGAAUCCAUCCUUAUAUUGUCCUUAAUGGUGGCCGCAGCAAUGGCGGGCGCCGGGGCCAUAGACCCGGGGCAGCUGAACUCGCCGCAUGACUUCCUGGAGGCCCACAACCGGGCGCGGGCGGAGGUGGGGGUAGCACCCCUGGCGUGGAACGAGACGGUGGCCGGGUACGCCCUCCGGUACGCGUACAAGAGGUACGGAGACUGCGAGAUGGAGCACUCGAUGGGGCCGUACGGAGAGAACCUGGCGGAGGGAUGGGGGCGUCUGUCUGCGGUGGACGCGGUGGGAAUGUGGGUGAGCGAGAAGUCUUGCUACGACCACAGCUCCAACUCCUGCGUCGGAGGGGAGUGCCUGCACUACACGCAGGUCGUGUGGCGCGAUUCAACCCAUUUGGGCUGCGCCCGCCGACAGUGCCGCAACGGAUGGCUCUUCGUCAUCUGCAGCUAUGAUCCGCCCGGAAAUUACAUCGGCCAGCGUCCCUACUAGAACUUAUUACUACUUGUCAAUUUAAUGCAUUAAUUAUACACCUGUUUCAGCGGCUUGCUUAUAUAUUUACUACUAUUAUGAUGUAACCUUAUAGUCUUAUGUUUAUGUUGUACUAGUGGUGUUAUAUAAAUUGUUGUUUUAAUUAAUGGUUAAGAGGUAAACCAUGUUGUUUUA